Molecule: messenger RNA, 4351 nt
Organism: Hyaloscypha bicolor E
Lineage: Eukaryota; Fungi; Ascomycota; Leotiomycetes; Helotiales; Hyaloscyphaceae
Exons: 4
Coding region: 202-4113 (1303 amino acids)
Biological process (GO): phosphorelay signal transduction system; protein autophosphorylation
Molecular function (GO): histidine phosphotransfer kinase activity; protein binding; phosphorelay sensor kinase activity
Source: RefSeq, a predicted model, not a curated record
AUGCUGUGUCCUCACGUAAUCAGCGGACCCGCAUCCUGGUCUGGGUUAUCUGGGGCAGUGACAGCGAGCCUGCACGAGGAACGGAUCUCUUCGGAUUCGUGCCCCUCUCUUCCUGCGGCACUCCCGGCGGGUAUUCUUAUUGUCAUGUAUAUACCAUAUUGAAUUCAUAUUUGUGCGUGCGCGUUGCGAGCUGUCUACAACAUGUAUACCUGCGAGAAGAUGGGCAAGUCGACCGUCACGGCUUGCGAGCGGGAACUGUAUCGAUACUACCAGCCCGCAGAGUCAUUACCAGAUCCGAACCAAGAUGAAUCCGACAAUAGAACAAAACGAGCAUCCGCGGAUCCAUGUCUCACCGCGUUUGCACAACUUGGAGCAUUACGAUUGAACGCGAAGCGGGGUAUUAUUGCUCUUUCUGCUGGAGACACACAGUACAUAAUAGCAGAAUCAGGCCAAGCACUUUCCCUACAAGAAGACAACGAUGAGCAGGAUCAGCUAUGGCACGGCGUGGGACUGAUCAGCCCGGACGCAGAUAGCAUGGGCCCUGGCAUGGCAAAAAUGUUUUCAGAUGCGGAUUCUCCUGCAGCAGUCCUGAUCGAAGACCUUACGAAGGACGAUAGAUUCAAGGAUAAAUGUGUUGUCGUCGGUGGACCUAAGAUACGAGCUAUGGCCUGCGUUCCGUUGCGAACCCCGCUUCACAAUGUUGUGAUUGGCAUGUAUGUUGUGGUUGACGACCAAGUUCAGCAGAAGCCAACAGAGUGUGAGAUUAAGUUUCUGCAAGACGUGGCAGUGACAGUCAUGGAUUAUCUGGAAGCGGGACGAGUCAACAGGCAACAAUAUCGAGCGGAGAGAAUGGUGAAGGCCAUCGGUUUGUUCAUUGAAGGGAAAUCCACAUUAAGAGACUGGUGGUUAGAAAGAGGUCACAAGUUCCAGGAGGCCACAGUCAAGAAGCGACAUCGAAACCCUUCCAUGCUGGAACAGCUCGCGGACCUCGAAUUUGGCGUCCAAGAAUCCUCGGACUACUUCUCCCACAACGGUUUACAUAAUUUGCCUGGCUACAGUACCCAAAUAUCCGUACCGCAGUCUCCAUCAUCCUCAAGUUUUUCCGAGCUACGCGAGCGAACGGAUGGAAGGCCCCCUAUUCCUACCAGAGAUACUCUGCUGUCUGCUACAGAAAGUUCCGGACAAACGACGCUUGUUUCUCGAUCAUGGCAACAACGAAAUAGCUCUGUCACUACCUUCGAUGAUACCAUGACGGAUCCGACUCCCGAGCCGGAGAAGUCGGUCUCAUUUGAUCUUCCGACUGCCCCAACAUCUGACAUGCACAAGGAGCCUCAAGAAGGGCUCCUGUCCGCCGAUGUGAAGGCUGUCUUUGGACGAGCUGCUAACCUCAUUCGAGAAUCCAUUGGCGUUGAGGGUGUGAUCUAUUAUGAUGCUAGCAUCGGGUCUUUCGGUGGGAGUGCAGAAAAGGCCGUCAUGGAUGAGAAAGGACCAGGGGCUUUUCAUGUUGACAAGGCCGUCACAAGUAGUGAGGACGAUCUUGCUCGGAAAUCAGCUGAUGAGGCCGAUAUGCCGGAUAACUGCCACGCUUCACCACAAGCUACAGAGCCGGCUGAGAAGUAUUGCAAUGUUCUGGGCUUCAGCACGCGUCGUCGGUCAAGUUUACGGGGUCAUCCAGUGAUGCCGGAACGCCAGCGAUUUCCUGAACUCGUCUUAAGGAAGCUGCUGAAACGAUAUCCACAUGGGAAAGUUUUCAACUUCGAUGAAGACGGCUCGUUCUCAUCCAGCGAAUCUGACCAUAUUCCCGCCGUCAAUUUGAAAGACGCCCAACCCACUCCAGACUCCGAGAAACACAUUUCAGCAGAGAGAUCUCGCCGAAACAGGAUCUCAAGAGAAGCGGAAGCUGCUGCUAUUUUAAAGGCGCUUCCUGGUGCUCGCAGUGUCUUUUUCUACCCACUGUGGGACCAAAACAGAGAGCGGUGGUUUGCUGGCUCCUUGGUCUGGUCCACGCUCCCGACGAGAACAUUAUGUCCAAUCGAGGAUAUCACCUAUUUGGCUGCUUUUGGUAACAGUACCAUGGCAGAGAUUGCAAGAUUGUCAGCACAAGUUUUGUCAAAGAUGAAGACAGAUUUCAUAUCGAGCAUAUCGCAUGAGCUUCGCUCACCACUGCAUGGAGUUUUGGCUAGUGUUGAAUUUCUGCAGGAAACACAGAUGACGGAAGUCCAAGUGGAUAUGGUAAACAAUAUCCACGCUUCGGGGAAGGUGUUAUUGGACACCAUCAAUCAUGUUCUUGACUUCUCGAAAGUCAACCGGAGAUCGAAGGAGAAGAAGAGAUUGCCGAAGAAGAAAAAGAAGAAUAACCGACGAGAAAGCGUCGACAAUGGCGAAGAAGAGAAAGCAGAUAUCUGCGUUUUGUCCGAAGAAGUUAUUGAGAGUAUAUAUGCCGGCCAGAGGAUCAGCAAGAAGGCAUUCUCCCCUGGACAUUUUCGCCCACCAUCCAUCGGAUGGAAAGAGUCGCCAGUCACAGUCAUCGUGGACAUUGACUGGCGCCCAAACUGGACUUUUGAGAUUGACGCUGGUGCUUGGCGACGGAUAUUGAUGAAUAUCUUCUCAAACGCCAUGAAAUAUACGAGUACAGGAUUUGUUAAGGUCUCACUGGAAUUGGAGGACGACGUAUCGUCGCGCAGCAGAAAGCCCCGAUCGAAUCUCACCCUUCGAAUUCACGAUUCCGGCAAAGGAAUAUCGCAAGAAUUCUUGAAUCAUCAGCUUUAUAAGCCAUUUACGCAAGAAGAUUCAUUAGCUAUGGGUGCAGGUCUUGGACUGAGCAUCGUGAAGGCCAUUGUACAAGACCUCGGCGGUAGAAUCGAAAUGACGUCCGAACCUGGAACGGGCACCGAGGCUGUUGUUCGGAUACCGUUGACGGCAUCCCUCAAACCAGCCAAACUCGAUGGUCCUGACUUCGUUAGUGAAGUUAAGGAGAAAGUAAAGCAGCUCACGUUUAGUCUUGAGUGCUUUGAUAGAUAUCCUGAUAUCACGGAGACUCCAGAUGGAAUCCUGUCCGCUGAAUCGGAGGCAGCGAUGCUCCUCAAGGCGUCUUUCCAGAGUACGUUGGUCGAGUGGUUUGGCAUGACUGGUGUCACACCUUCAGCUGAAUCCAGUGCUGAUCUCGUCGUUGUUAUGGAAUCUGGACUGGGCGAUAAAUCCGUCGAAGAUAUAUUGCACCAUCAUCACACUCAUGAACCCGCUAAGGCUGGAGGCGGCAAGUCAGUGGCUAUCAUCCUGACCAAUACCUAUCACAAAGGUCCGAAAGUGGACGCUCAUGAUUUCUUCCAGAUAUUCUAUCUUCAGCAACCAUAUGGGCCACAUAAACUCGCCAAGAUAUUGCACAACGCAUUUUGUGUAGAUAGCCUCAGUUUCACGAUCUUCGACUCAACGGCACAACCACCAGCCCCUCAACGGACACUCUCAGACCUAGCCUCGCCUCUUUCAAGCCCACCAUCGUCAUUGCCUCCUACCUCUGAAAAGCACGACUUCGCAAUAAGAAUGAUACCCAUAUCCACACCAAAUAAUACCCUCUCCUCCGUCACCGAAACCCCUCUCUCACCCCCCAAAACACCAAUCCCCUUACCUCUUCCCACCCACAACGAAAUAGUAGAAGUAGCAACUGAUGCCAUACCCCCAGCGGAAGCCAAAGAGGAAGUAGAAGAGGGACAAGGCCUCCGCGUCCUGCUGGUAGAAGACAACGAGAUAAACCUCAAGCUCCUCAUCGCGACGAUGCGGAAACUGAAGCUCGAGCAUGCGACGGCAACGAAUGGGUUGGAGGCGUUUAAUUCGUAUAAAGAGGUGCAUGGGAAGUUUGAUGUUGUGUUUAUGGAUAUUUCCAUGCCCAUAAUGUCCGGCAUUGAAUCGACACGGCACAUCCGGCGGUUCGAAAAGGAGCACGGCCUUGAACCCGUUGCACUCAUCGCCCUCACCGGGGCGGCGAACCCGAAUACGAGACAGGAGGCGUUUAGUUCGGGUGUUGAUCUGUUUUUGACGAAGCCGGUGCCGAUGAAGGCUUUAAGAGGCAUGCUGGAGGAUUUGAGGAGGGAGGGGAGGGCUGCUUUUGCGGGGUAGUGAAGAGGAGGGGAAAAAAGUGGUAUAGUGUAAAAAAAACUCAAUGAGCUUGUAUCGAGCAGGCCGCAGUGGUCCCGCUUCCUUUCGGGGAAUGUAUGUACAGAAUUGGCAAAAUGACUAUUAGGAACAGGAAUGGGAACGGAAUGGAACGGCUUGUGAGGGAUAGACUGAGCCGAUGCGUGGACGCAUCUGCGCAAGAAGAAUCAUAGUCGCAAUGACAUAAUUUUGAUUUCUUGCC